AUGUCAUGCAAAGACAGGGACCGUUUUGGUUGGAACUUGGACUUGGGCUUGGAGGACAAGAAAGAAAUAAGUAAGUGUUAAGACUGUAAGAUAAAGCAAAUGGCAGCUCCUCUGCCUCUCAUUUUCAGGAACCCCCCUCUCCGUCUCUGCACUCACCAUCUUCUCUGCCCUCCUCUUUCCAUAGCCAAAACCUCAACCAAACCCUUGUCUCUAAUUUCCUACUCUCCCACCAACACCAGGUCCUUUCCCAUCCUUAAUUCCACUCAGAUGGAAGGAGAUGAAAUCACAGAGGAAAUUACUGAGACAACUCAAACCAAUGUAGUUGGGAAGAAGAAAUUUUUUGUAGCUGGAGCCACUGGAAAUACUGGUAAAAGAAUUGUUGAGCAGCUACUGGCUAAGGGGUUUGCAGUUAAAGCUGGAGUUCGAAACGUGGAGAAAGCCAAAGCUAGCCUUCCCCAAGACAACCCAGCUCUUCAAAUUGUGAAAGCAGAUGUGACAGAGGGUUCUGCCAAGCUAGCAGAAGCAAUAAGUGAUGAUUCUGAAGCAGUAAUUUGUGCCACAGGAUUUAGCUAUGGAUGGGAUUUGUUUGCUCCAUGGAAGGUUGAUAAUUUUGGCACAGUCAACCUUGUUGAAGCGUGCCGUAAACUUGGUGUGAACAGGUUUAUUCUUGUCAGUUCCAUCUUAGUCAACGGAGCAGCAAUGGGGCAGAUUCUCAAUCCAGCUUACAUAUUCCUUAAUGUUUUUGGACUGACCUUAAUAGCAAAGCUUCAGGCAGAGCAAUAUAUCAGGAAAUCUGGUAUAAACUAUACAAUAAUAAGGCCUGGGGGGUUGAAAAAUGAUCCUCCCACAGGAAACCUUGUGAUGGAGCCAGAGGACACUCUUUCUGAUGGCAGUAUCUCCAGAGAUCUGGUUGCAGAAGUAGCUAUAGAGGCAUUAGUAAAUCCUGAAGCAUCUUACAAGGUUGUGGAGAUUGUUUCGCGUCCUGAUGCCCCGAAGCGUUCAUAUGAGGAUCUUUUCGGCUCCAUCAAGCAACGGUGACCUUUGACUCACUGAGUUUGCUUCCAGAUUAUUAUGUUGGCCUAUUAGCAUCCCAAAUUUUAGUAUUCCAAAUAUUAGUAUCUCAUGGAAGAUAUAUAUGUGCUUGCCUAUAAUGUUCCUUUUGCAUUAUCAUUUCUUUUAGUUACUUUGGUAUAUAUGGAUCUGGCAACGGAUUAUUGUUC
This is a messenger RNA of Prunus avium (sweet cherry), 1220 nucleotides long. RefSeq lists its product as uncharacterized. Lineage: Eukaryota; Viridiplantae; Streptophyta; Magnoliopsida; Rosales; Rosaceae. The record is from RefSeq and is a predicted model, not a curated record.